This is a messenger RNA of Ostrea edulis (European flat oyster), 3112 nucleotides long. RefSeq names its product protocadherin-9-like. Gene Ontology annotation, biological process: homophilic cell-cell adhesion. The coding region runs from base 1 to 2859 and encodes 952 amino acids. Lineage: Eukaryota; Metazoa; Mollusca; Bivalvia; Ostreida; Ostreidae. Gene Ontology annotation, cellular component: plasma membrane. Gene Ontology annotation, molecular function: calcium ion binding. The record is from RefSeq and is a predicted model, not a curated record. The transcript has 3 exons.
AUGUUGAGUAUUGUUUUCCUGAUCUCCUGUGUGUAUGUAGUGCAAGGGACUAAAACCACACUUCAUGUUACCGAGGAGUCCGAUAUAAACACCUUUAUUGGACACGCCGGAAAUGGAAUCAUGCAGUCCUUACCAGAAGAGGUUCAAGCGGACCUUGUGUACAGUAUGAUCGGGUCCGGGGAACAUGCAAACCUAGUUAAACUAAACAAGGAAAGCGGAAAUCUCUACACAACGGAACUUAUUGAUCGGGAGUCUACAUGCGGAAAGCGGGAAAAAUGCUUCAUCAACCUCAAGGUGGCGCUGUAUUCAGCAAAAGCGAGUCAUUUCGAAAUUGUGGAUGUGGAAAUUCUAAUUGAUGACAUUAACGACCAUGUUCCAAGAUUUCCUACGAACAGCAUCAGUAUCGAUGUUCCCGAGUCUACCCUCGUGGGAACUGUUAUCACAACCGUUACAGCAACAGACAGGGACUCCACAGAAAAAUUCUGCAAUGUGACUUACAAUUUACAUGCUAUAGAUGUGUUCGGUCUUCAUGUAACCAAGAACAAAGAAGGUUCACGAGUGGCUUCUCUUAUUCUACUUGAAUCCUUGGAUCGUGAAACUAAAGACUCAUACAACGUACGAAUCACGGCUUCGGACGGAGAACAAACAUCGGAUUCCAGCGAUAUUCUUAUCGACGUCACAGUCACAGACAUCAAUGAUAACAGUCCACAGUUCCAACGAUCUAGCUACAACGUUACAGUUCUGGAAAAUGCCACAAUAGGAACAACUGUACUGACUAUACGAGCGUCUGAUGCCGAUCUCAGGGACAAUGGACGCGUGUCCUACAAAAUUUUAGGAGAAAUGCCAUUCUUUAGAUUGUUUUUCAUGAUUGAUGAAUAUACCGGUGAUGUUCUAGUGGACGGGGAUCUAAGUAGAGUAAGCGGAGAGACUUUUCAACUAGAAGUUGUAGGUGAAGACCAAGGACAUCCGCCGCUUGCUUCUGUCGUAAACCUCACUGUAUCAGUGUUAGAUGUCGUGAACAACGCUCCGGUGAUUGACGUGAAUAUCUUGUCCCAUGGAGGUGCGCAAACGAACAAUAAUCUCACUGCACUGGUGCCAGAGUCCUCGGAAUCGGGUAGUGUUGUAGCUUUCAUGAGCGUCAUAGACAGAGAUAUGGGUCUAAAUGGAAAUGUUUCCUGUUCCGUCUCAGGUACAGAGUUUGAACUUCAAGAUGUCCCCUCUUCCGGACAUAUAAUUGUUUCCCGGAUAUCGCUGGACAGAGAGACUACAGAACGUCAUGAUAUAACGGUAUUGUGCACCGAUGCCGGGACUCCCCCGCUUUCAUCUACGGUCAGCAUCGCAGUACUGGUUCAAGACAUUAACGACAAUGCGCCAAUAUUCAGCAAGAAAUCUUACUUCACAUCAAUCGUUGAAAACAAUGAACCUGGAAAACAUGUAGUAACAGUAUCUGCUUCCGAUAAAGACGUGGGCCAAAACGCUCGAGUAAAAUAUUUUAUUCAAGGUGAACAUGAACAUCAAGCAUUUACAAUAGAUUUCGAGUCAGGAAUUUUAAAGGCAAGAACGAGAUUGGACCGUGAAGUGGUCAGUGAGUAUGAACUGACAGUGGUUGGGGUGGAUUCCGGAUUGCCUCCACUUACUGGUACAACAACAGUGUUCGUUUCAAUCCUUGACACUAAUGACAACGUGCCGUCCUUCAAGGUUCCAAGGUUCCAGUUUUUUGUCUUAGAAAACAUGCCAGCUGGUUUGAAGAUUGGACAACUCAGCGCAACAGACAAAGACAUUGGCAUCAACGGUAACUUGUUGUUUUCUGUCACAGAUGGAUACAAAAAUACGAUUCCUUUUAUCGUUUUCCAAGACGGCACAAUAAAAACAAGCGAAACUCUGGAUAGGGAGGAUAAGGAUAGGUACAUUUUCAAUGUUAAAGCGUAUGAUUCGGGAUCUCCUUCAUUUGUUUCAACAGCAGAAGUCACAGUUUACAUCGCUGAUGACAAUGAUAACGCACCGAUUAUCAACUAUCCUGCCAAAGAAAAUGAAACGGUUAUCGUGUUUUCUGAGAAAACGAUCGGGUCUACAGUGGCUGUCAUUCAAGCAAGCGAUGCAGACGAAUCGGGACCUAACAGUGACCUUGAAUUCACUAUAACAUCGGGAAAUGAAAGAGGGGUCUUUGCCAUGGAUAAAACAUUCGGUACUCUAAUCAUAAAGAAAGAAACAGAAACACAAGAAGAUGAGAGCUACUUGCUGCACAUUCAAGUCCGUGACAAAGGAUAUCACACGAAAAGCGCGGACACCAAGUUAAAAGUCAUUCUGAAAUAUGUAAACACACAGGAUGAAUCGGACAUGGUGCCACGAAACGCAAUGGUUACAACUUCUUUAGUGGCAAUCACGGUGGUGGCUGCAGUCGCAAUAACAACUAUCUUAUGCAUCUUCAGGAGAAACGCCCAUAAAAAGAGAAAAGAAAAACAAAAUCGAGCACAAGUCUACAAACAGUCCCAGCAAGUGAUCCCCAUAGAGGCGUUCACCUACAAACCCGCUGAUCCUAAUCAGGUCGGUCUCCACGCGACUGAGAAAAAAGCACCAGAAAGCGUUAAUAUGACGUCAUCAACAACAGAUCAAGAGGACCUCGACAACAUGGAAUUGUACAACUCAACUGGAACUUCCAUGUUUACCAAUUCUCUCAUCGAGUGCAAAAGGAUGAUGACUGACGAAAGUAGCGAUGACUCGGACUGUAGAAUAAACCGUGACCGUGGAAAAGGCGGAAGCUACCUGGACAUUUAUAAACUGAAUAGAAUGAAAACUCUGGGAUAUUUUGGACCAAAACGGCCCCCACUGGAGAAAAUGGAUGUCAUGGAUAUAGUAUGAAAAUUCCAGGAACUUUUCUUGUUAAAAAGUUAAUCCUGCCACUGAGAUAACUGCCUCUCCGAUUUUCUGGUCCGAACAAAAAUAGACAAUGCCCGUGACCAGACACGCGCGAGUUGGCCCUGGAAAUACCCGGAUGGAACUCGUCUACAAAAGUCGGGAACUAAUAGUGCUACUAGAGUAGUCUGACUAAUCCAAGAACGUUACUAACCACUGUUGAUGUAUUGAUAAGGUUUAAUGAAAUUAUUUAUAAUGA